Molecule: messenger RNA, 512 nt
Organism: Colius striatus (speckled mousebird)
Lineage: Eukaryota; Metazoa; Chordata; Aves; Coliiformes; Coliidae
Gene: NGRN
Product: neugrin, neurite outgrowth associated
Exons: 3
Coding region: 1-498 (165 amino acids)
Cellular component (GO): nucleus
Source: RefSeq, a predicted model, not a curated record
AUGGCGGCGGUGCUGCGGCGCGGGCUCCGGGCGGCCACGCUCCUCGCCGGGACCCCGCGGAGGGCGGCGGCGGCGGCGUGGCCCGGGGACUCGGAGCCGCCGGACCCGGCGCUGGAGGAGGCCGAGAGGGCACGGCGGCGGCGGGCGGCGGCGCGGCUGCAGCGGCUGCGGCGGGAGCUGUGCGGGGAGCGCGGCCCCCCCGAGCGCACCCUGACCUGGCAGGCGAUGGAGCAGAUGCGGUUCCUGCGGCAGGAGCUGCCCGAGGAGUGGCCUGUGGAGCGCCUGGCCCGAGGCUUCGGCGUCAGCCCCGACGUGGUGCGGCGGGUGCUGCGGAGCCGGGGCUGCCCCCCGCCGCGCCGCCGCCAGCGGCAGGACGAGAAGGUUCUGGGCACCACCGUGACACCGGCACCGGGACCGGGCUCUGUCCGCGCGGUGCGCGCUCCCGACAGCCCAGGGCUGUCCCGGCUGCCUCGGGGGCGGGACGGGACGGGGCAAUAAAUGGAUGGAGCGGA